Molecule: messenger RNA, 1639 nt
Organism: Lymnaea stagnalis (great pond snail)
Lineage: Eukaryota; Metazoa; Mollusca; Gastropoda; Lymnaeidae
Source: the annotation of a GenBank genome assembly
AUAAGCCAGGAAGAGAUUCUACAAGUUUUUGAGAAGAACAUCAUUACAUUAUUAAGUCAAAUAAGCUCAGUGACAAAACAAUGCAGUCGUUUAUCACAGAGGCAGAGGCUAGUAAAAUUGAAAAUGAGUUGAAUAAAAUGAAGACAGAUGUUGCUGAAUUAAAGAAACUACAGCAACAUAUGUUUAGUACGCCAUUUCCUGAUAAAAACAGUGUGGCGAAGUACCAGUCUCUUGGAGAGCAAGUUCGCUUUGAUGCAACAAAAAUUGGUGGAUCUUUAAAAGAGCUGGAGAAAAAAUAUGAAGGGCGUGACCUUCCUGAAGAGAGUGCUUUUAAACUAUUGAGAACUCAACAGCUUAACACUCUCAUUGCUGAACUUAACAUUUUAACAAAUGAAUUCUUUAAAAUUCAAGCUGAUUAUAUGGAUAAAAUGAAAAAGCGAUUAAGAACUCAGAUGAAAGCCCGUGGGGAUUCAAUUGAUGAUUCAAAAAUAAAUUCUCUUCUCGAUCAAGAUUCAUAUUCUGUAUUUACUGACAAUUAUAUAUCUGAUGUACAUGAUGCAGGACAAACCCUUAGGGAUCUUGAUGAAAGGAAGAAAGACAUUCUAGCUCUAGAAAAAAGUGUUGCAGAUGUGAACCUCUUAUUUAAAGACAUGAACUUACUAGUUUCAACACAAGGCGAGACUGUAGAUACCACUGAAAGUGCUAUAGAUAAUACAGCCAUGCAUGUGGCACUUGGCAAAGUUGGCGGUAAAGGAUGUUCUGGUUGUAGGGCGCAUAGGGUGCAUAGAAUAAAAAUUUGUGUUACGUUUAUUGGCAUUAUAGUGAUUAUUCUGGCUGUUAUUAUUACAGUAUCUGUUGUAGUAUCGAGUUAGAAUAACACAUUGUGUGCUUUUUACUGCUAAUUUUGUUUAAUUUUUUCUUAUUCAUGUAUUAAGUCACCAAGUCUGUUUAAAUGAUUUAAAACAUUUGAAAUAUCUAAAAGAUGAUUUUUGGUUUAUAGGCUACAAUAAAAUUAAGCGAGACUAUAUAUUUAGUUUCUUCUUCAAAACUUUCAGUUUAACAUUUAUAAGAUUUUAACUGUGUAUUAUUGGGUAAACGUAAAGAAUAUUAUAAUGGGUAAAUGCCAUUGUCUUGGCAUACAUCCAUCCAUCCCUGUGUGUGGCGCUACAGUCCAUGUAGGGCUUUGGCCUGCCUCACCACUUCCUUCCACUCAGACCUAACUAAUGCCUUUCUUUUCCAUGCUUGGACUUUCAGCUCCUGUAGAUCUUUUUCCACAUCAUCUAUCCACCUAAGCCUCGGUCUGCCUUUGAGCCUUUUCCCUCUGGGGUAUUGGUGAUGCACCCUCUUCAUUCCUCUGUCAUUUGGCAUUCUCUCUAGGUGUCUUGCCCAGCGUCGCCUGCCUCUUUUUAUUUCUGCUACUAUCGUGGGAUCCUGAUAUAGACUGUAUAAUUCAUGGUUGGUUCGUAUUCUCCAUCCAUAAUCAUCCUUUGUUGGUCCAUAUAUUUUGGGCUAUGGGAUACCAGUAACUUAAUAAAUGUUACAUUAUAUUUAAAUAAAAAAUUGGCAGCUGGCUUCACGUCAGAUGUGUUUUAAAUUAAUAUUUAUGGAUAUUGAAUUUCGUUGUUGUUACUAUGAUGCA